AUGAUGGCAUUUGCACCUCCCAAAAGCAUAGAUGGUCCCAAAAUGCAGACAAAGAUGAGUACCUGGACACCCCUAAACCAUCAGCUUUUGAAUAGCCAGUUUGACAAAUGGACAGACUCUCAAAGGAGAAGAAUCCUCACGGGCCUGUUGGAGCGCUGCUCCCUGUCACAGCAGAAGUUCUGCUGUCGAAAGCUUCAGGAAAAAAUUCCAGCAGAAGCCCUGGAUUUUACUACCAAGCUUCCGAGGGUGUUAUCUUUAUACAUCUUUUCUUUCUUGGAUCCCCGAAGCCUUUGUCGUUGUGCACAGGUGUGCUGGCACUGGAAGAACUUAGCUGAGCUGGACCAGCUGUGGAUGCUCAAGUGCUUACGGUUUAACUGGUACAUCAAUUUCUCUCCAACGCCUUUUGAGCAGGGGGUCUGGAAGAAGCACUAUAUUCAAAUGGUGAAAGAACUUCGUGUUACCAAGCCUAAGGUUCAGCCAGUUACAAGCAAUUCUCCAGAGGAAAAGCAGUCUCCUCUAUCAGCUCUUUGGUCCUCUUCCUCUUUAAGAAAGAACAAUAACCCAGGGAAGAAAGAACUUCCACCUUGGCGAUCCUCUGAUAAGCAUCCAACUGACAUCAUUCGCUUUAAUUACCUAGACAACUGUGACCCCAUCGGGAGUGUCUGGCACGGGUAA
Propithecus coquereli (Coquerel's sifaka) is the source of this 675-nucleotide messenger RNA. RefSeq names its product F-box protein 16 (gene FBXO16). The record is from RefSeq and is a predicted model, not a curated record. NCBI's taxonomy places the organism in Eukaryota, Metazoa, Chordata, Mammalia, Primates, Indriidae. The transcript has 4 exons. The coding region runs from base 1 to 675 and encodes 224 amino acids. Gene Ontology annotation, molecular function: protein binding.